CGCCGGCUUUGUGACCGUGCGUGCAACGACUCCAUAACGAGACAAUUUCAAAGUCAGCGGUGAUCGGCAAUUUCCGUCCUAGAAAGCGCAUCUUUACCCUUAGUCUUAUCUCAGACGCGCCGCUGUGAUCGUUAAACCAUGCCUCCGCCAACUUCUCGCAGCGUUGAAGCCAUAGCGCGCACUGCUGUACUGGCAACAACUAUUCGACGGAAAAAUAUCAAGAAGGGUCUGACCUUUACGGUCAUGAUUGUUGGGGCAUCCGGUUUGGGGAAGAGCACCUUCGUGAACACUCUAUGCGAGUCGCCAGUGUUCCCCAAGAAAGACUAUAGCAAUCCUGAGAAGGCGGCGAUUGAGCGGACAGUUGCAAUCACCCCAGUUACCGUAGAUAUGGAAGAAGAUGGUAUCAAGCUAUCGCUAACUAUUGUAGACACACCUGGCUUUGGUGACAACAUCAACAACGAGGGAAACUUCCUGGACAUUCUGGCGUAUAUCGAAAGACAAUAUGAUGACAUUUUAGCCGAGGAGUCGCGUAUCAAGCGUAACCCAAAAUUCCAGGACAACCGCGUCCAUGCUCUUCUAUACUUCAUCACCCCAACUGGUCAUUCGCUGCGCGAAAUUGACAUUGAAUUUAUGCGAAGGCUGGGCCGACGCGUCAAUGUGAUUCCUGUGAUUGCCAAAGCCGACAGUAUGAGGCCCCAGGAGUUAGCCGCUUUUAAGAAGAAGGUUAUGGAGGAUAUUGCGUACUAUAAGAUUCCAAUUUACAACUUCCCGUACGACGAAGAAGAGGAUGAUGAUGAAACUAUCGAGGAGAACAAUGAGCUUAGGGCAUUGUUGCCAUUUUCUAUCGUUGGGAGUGAGGAAGAAGUGGUGCUCAACGGCCGGAGAGUCAGAUGCCGCCAAUACCCGUGGGGUGUCGUAGAAGUCGACAACUCGCGGCAUUGCGAUUUCUCAAAGCUGCGCUAUAUGCUCUUGAGUUCUCACUUGCAGGAUCUCAAGGAGAUCACUCAUGACUUCCUCUACGAGCAAUACCGUACAGAAAAGCUUAGUAGAGAGGGAGAUGUUGAUCCCGAUGAAUUGGCAGAUGAGGAAGCCCGAACGGAAGCACAAUAUGCGAAGCGGCAAAUGGAGAUCGCGGCUGCGGAAGCGGCACGAGGGUCAAUGGAUCAAUAGAAUUUAGUUGAGGGAAUAAACGAUUUAUGGCCUCUUUAUAGACGCUUUUAGCGCAAGUACUGUUUAAAGAGUGGCGAGGGGCGAACCACGCCCUGCCGGUUCAGCGUCUUGCCACAAAUUUUGUUAUCAGCCAAGAAUAAAAUAUUGCUCUAGACGUUCAACAAAAAA
Messenger RNA from Spizellomyces punctatus DAOM BR117, 1338 nucleotides. RefSeq lists its product as uncharacterized. Gene Ontology annotation, biological process: cytoskeleton-dependent cytokinesis. The transcript has 13 exons. The record is from RefSeq and is a predicted model, not a curated record. Gene Ontology annotation, cellular component: cell division site; cytosol; microtubule cytoskeleton. Lineage: Eukaryota; Fungi; Chytridiomycota; Chytridiomycetes; Spizellomycetales; Spizellomycetaceae. The coding region runs from base 139 to 1170 and encodes 343 amino acids. Gene Ontology annotation, molecular function: GTP binding; GTPase activity; molecular adaptor activity.